UGGACUGUAACUUUUUUUGAAAUGAAAGUAUCCGCGCGUGUGACUUGAACAGUUGUGCUUGGCUUUCAUGCUUGUUGUUCCAAGGGAAAUAGUGCUCAGGAAAAAAAAGAAAGCAAGAAUGAAGCUGUGUGGAACAUUCCUAGAAAAUGAGUUCCGAGGCAAACUGCUGAGUCAAAGGUGGACCCGUGGAGAAAAGAUCAGCAGUUGCGAGACAGCCAAAGGCCUCCACAGCAGGCACAUCAAGAUGAGUUUAGAGAAUGACGAUAAGCGAGCACGUACACGAUCAAAGGCAAUCAGAGUGCCUACAGAACUCAUUGGCCAGGAGGUGAGCUGCCCUACUCCAGGAUGUAACGGAUCAGGACACAUCCGGGGGAAGUACGCAAGACACAGGAGUUUACAAAGUUGCCCCCUCGCAAAGAAGAGGAAACUUCAAGGUGCAGAAGCAGAACAUCUGGCAUCCAAGAGGAAAUCCCACCCGCUUAAACUAGCCCUCGAUGAAGGCUACAGCAUUGACAGCGAUGGCAGCGAAGAGGCAGAGGCGAAAGAGGAGUCUGUGACGGAUGACUCCGAGGGCACGCUGGAGGAGGAAGAGGCAGAAGCAAUAGACCAAGAGGAGGCCUGUCCACCGGAAGAAGGCCAAAUAUCAGAAGGAACUCUUGCAGGCAAGGGGCAGGUGUCCAAAAGCGAAGGACAGGUCUCCAACACUGGGGAGGACGUGCACUUGCUACAUGAAGGAGCAGCGGAGGAGGAGGAGGAGGAGGAGGAAGAAGAAGAAGAGGAAGAGGAAGAGGAGGCAGUUGAGGAGGAAUGUGAAAAGGAGAUCAUCAUCCAAACGGAGGAUGCGGAAGAAGUCGUUGAGGUCACCAGUGAACGCAGUAGUGAUUUGUGCCUGGAACAUCAGGAUGAUGAGGUGAGCUAUGAGGAGUCUUGCAAAUUGCAAAAGGAGGAGGAAGACGAGGAAGAGGAGGAGGAAGACAAUGAAGAGGAGGAGGAGGAGGAGGAAGAUGAAGAGUAUGAGGAAGAGGAGGAGGAGGAAGAAGAGGAGGAGGAGACAUCGACUGCAGUGAUCUGUGAAGAAGCUCCUCACACAUCUCAGGACUCCCCAAAAACCCACUGUGAAGGACAGAUAGUCGGCUCCAAGCCUGAGUAUUCUGUCAUUGUGGAGGUGAGAUCAGACGAUGACAAGGAUGAUGAUUGCCACUCCCAGAAAUCCACUGUGACUGAUGAAUCUGAGAUGUAUGACAUGAUGACCCGGGGAAACCUGGGUCUCUUGGAACAGGCCAUUGCUCUGAAAGCUGAACAGGUUAAGGUUGUGAGAGAGCCUGGCCAGCAGCUGGCCGGGGAGCAUGUGAAACUUUUCCAGGUCGAGGACAAGCAAAACAAAGCCCUGGACUCCAUCAGAAAGAGCUACUACAGCAAAGAUCCUUCAAGACCCGAGAAGCGAGAAAUCAAAUGCCCAACCCCUGGCUGUGAUGGCACAGGGCAUGUCACAGGGCUGUACCCUCACCACCGCAGUUUGUCUGGCUGCCCGCACAAAGACAGGAUCCCUCCUGAGAUCUUGGCCAUGCACGAGAAUGUAUUAAAAUGCCCGACGCCAGGGUGCACCGGACAAGGCCACGUGAACAGCAACCGCAACACUCACCGAAGCUUAUCCGGGUGCCCCAUCGCCGCUGCUGAAAAACUAGCCAAAUCUCACGAGAAGCAGCAGCCCCCAACUGGUGACCCAUCAAAGAGCAGCUCAAAUUCUGAUCGGAUACUCAGGCCGAUGUGCUUUGUGAAGCAACUGGAGGUGCCUCAGUACGGGAGCUACAGGCCCAAUAUGGUUCCUGCCACGCCAAGGGCCAACUUGGCCAAGGAGCUGGAGAAGUACUCCAAGGUCACCUUCGAUUAUGCAAGUUUUGAUGCUCAGGUUUUUGGCAAACGCAUGCUUGCCCCAAAGAUUCAGACUAGCGAAACCUCACCUAAAGCCUUUAAAUGCUUCGACUAUUCCCACGAUGCGGAAGCUGCGCAUAUGGCUGCCACUGCCAUUUUGAACCUCUCCACUCGCUGCUGGGAAAUGCCUGAGAACCUCAGCACCAAGCAGCAAGAUCUCCCCAGCAAGUCAAUGGACAUUGAAGUGGAUGAAAACGGGACUCUGGAUUUAAGCAUGAACAAGCACCGGAAACGGGACAGCGCCUUCCCCAGCAGCAGCAGCUGCAGCAGUAGCCCCAGCAUCAAAUCCCCAGAUAUAUCCCAACGCCAAAACAGCACCAGUGCCACAAGUAGCACCAUGACCUCACCCCAGUCCAGCCACACGUCCCGCCAAGAUGAAUGGGAUGGGCCCAUCGACUACACCAAACCAAAUCGACAGCGGGAAGAGGAGCCAGAAGAGUCAGAGGCUGCCGUACGUUCCUUCGCCUCUUCCGAAGUAGAUGACCAAGAAGUACCUGAAGAAAACUUUGAAGAGAGGAAGUAUCCUGGGGAAAUCACCUUAACCAACUUCAAACUCAAAUUCCUUUCCAAGGAGAUCAAGAAAGAGCUACUUACUUGCCCUACCCCAGGCUGUGAUGGCAGCGGACACAUCACGGGGAAUUAUGCCUCUCACCGCAGCCUUUCUGGUUGCCCUCUUGCUGACAAGAGCCUCAGAAAUCUCAUGGCUGCCCACUCUGCUGACCUCAAGUGCCCAACGCCCGGCUGUGACGGCUCCGGCCACAUAACAGGAAAUUAUGCAUCACACAGGAGUCUGUCGGGCUGCCCUCGUGCCAAGAAAAGUGGGAUCAAGAUCACCCCCACAAAGGAUGACAAAGAGGAUCCAGAGCUGAUGAAGUGCCCUGUUCCCGGUUGUGUUGGGCUUGGACACAUCAGUGGCAAAUACGCCUCCCAUCGCAGUGCCUCGGGGUGCCCCCUCGCAGCCCGGAGGCAGAAAGAAGGGUCUCUCAAUGGUUCGUCCUUUUCAUGGAAGUCCCUCAAGAACGAGGGUCCCACUUGUCCAACCCCAGGUUGUGAUGGCUCAGGUCACGCAAAUGGAAGCUUCCUCACUCACAGAAGCCUGUCGGGGUGUCCAAGAGCUACUUUUGCUGGGAAAAAGGGGAAAAUCUCAGGGGAUGAAAUUCUCAACGCUAAAUUCAAGACCAGUGAUGUUCUAGAGAAUGACGAGGAAAUUAAGCAGUUAAACAAAGAGAUUAGUGAGCUGAAUGAAUCCAACACUGAGAUGGAAGCAGCCAUGGUGAAGCUGCAGUCACAGAUCUCAAGCAUGGAGAAGAACCUCAAGAACAUUGAGGAGGAGAACAAGAUUAUAGAGGAGCAGAAUGAAGCCCUCUUCCUUGAGCUCUCAGGGCUGAGCCAGACUCUUAUCCAAAGUCUUGCCAAUAUCCGCCUUCCACACAUGGAGCCAAUCAGUGAGCAGAACUUUGAUGCGUACGUCAACACCCUUACUGACAUGUACACGAACCAGGAAUGCUACCAGAAUCCUGAGAACAAGGACCUGCUGGAAAGCAUCAAACAGGCCAUUAAAGGAAUUCAGGUCUAAUUACAGUGGGACAAAGAAGAAAAAUAGGGGGGGAAAUAAAAAUUUUAAAAAAGAAGACGUUAAAAGUAACUGGAAGGACCUUCACUCUGCAUAUUCAGGUUUACAAGUUAGGAAACUUGUUGAAUGAAUGAAUAAAAGGACCAAAAUUUAACCAAGAGGCCAUUCACAAGAAGCAGAACUGAACUCAAAUGUUUUCGUUUACUCAGUGGCAUUUCUUUGGCAAACUGUGGGGCUUUGUUUUGUUUUUAUUUUUCACCCCAUACCGUGUGGUGGUGGGAGUCAAAGAUGGUGUUGGGAGCAGAUGGAGAUCAAUGGUCUUCACAAGCUGCUAGGCACCUCCACCAUCAAAGAAAGUUCCAUAAUAGAAUUAGUCCCGGGUUUAGAGCAUUCAAAGAACAGGGCUUUUGUCUGCGCCGCAACGAGAUCCACAACCCUGUAUCACUUAUGGUCAUGUUCCCAAGAUAACACAUGAUUGAUGUGGCAUGUUGUAGUACGUGAGAAGCAGGAGCUGCAGGCGAGCUACCCAUCUGAAUCUGCUGGACAUGAGAACUCUUACAAGUAUUCUAGAGUAGCAUUAUUUUUUAUUUUCUGAAAGAGCAGCUCUGGGUCUCCAGUAGAAAGCGCAAUGGAAAAAAAAAAUAGGUUCUCAGGGAAGCUUUUUUUGGAGUUUGCAACUACAGUAUUCCUUUGUCCGUAUUAAAAAUAAAAAAAAGAUAAUAGCUAUUAAUGAACAGACCAAUAUUGGAACAUUUCGUAUGGAAGAAUUUUAAAUGUGUCAUGGUCCAGUGUACAUGAGUAUGGAAAGUCCUUUUGCUGACCGUUCUGGUUCUGUUUGUUGUCGUGGUCAUCGUUGCGUAGCUGCACAGCGCUGCAGACAUCCAUGCCGGAGACAUGUAUAAGAAGCGAUUAGGAACAAAAGGAAGUCUACAAGGAGUAUUUACUCUUGGCUAUGGACUUUGGCUCAUAAUACAUGGCAAUGUUUCUUGGUUCUGAGCUUUGUUUUCUACAUUUUUUUAAAAAAAAAUAAGUUUAACAAAACAGAGUGAUCACCAUUCUACAGAAGGAACAGUUGGGUAUAGAUCUUCCAAAGAACCACUUUGUUUUGUUUUGUUAUUACCCCUUUGGUACACAUAGUCCGCUGUGCACUUA
Molecule: messenger RNA, 4657 nt
Organism: Podarcis raffonei (Aeolian wall lizard)
Lineage: Eukaryota; Metazoa; Chordata; Lepidosauria; Squamata; Lacertidae
Gene: MYT1
Product: myelin transcription factor 1
Exons: 23
Coding region: 68-3508 (1146 amino acids)
Biological process (GO): regulation of transcription by RNA polymerase II
Cellular component (GO): nucleus
Molecular function (GO): zinc ion binding; DNA-binding transcription factor activity, RNA polymerase II-specific; RNA polymerase II cis-regulatory region sequence-specific DNA binding
Source: RefSeq, a predicted model, not a curated record